AUGGCAGGGACAGUCGAAAUUUCGGACUGGCCAGGUAUCCCUGAAGGCGUCAGCUCGCGCACGCUGCCCGUCCGCGACCUGGAUGUGCACCUCUUCGAGGCCGGCAAGCCCACGGAUCCCCUCAUCCUCCUCCUGCACGGCUUCCCCGAGAUCGCGUACUCCUGGCGCAAGGUGAUCCUCCCCUUCUCUCGCGCUGGCCUCGGCUACCAUGUCGUCGCCCCCGACAUGCGCGGAUUUGGGCGCACGAAGCCACAGGACCCUUCUGCGCCCGGUGCAACUCGCCCCAUCGCAUUCGAGGACGACCUGACUUCGUUCAAAGUACUCAACCUCGCAGAAGACACAGCCGCACUCGUCUCUGCUCUGGGACACGAGUCCGUCUCGUGCCUCGUCGGUCACGACGCUGGCGCGACCAUUGCGGGAUUCAGCGUGCUUGCCCACCCCGAGCUCUACAAGUCCGUCGUCUUCGUGAGCACGCCCUUCCCCGGCGCCCCGGCGCCUGGCGGUGCUCUCUAUCCCGCGACGGUCCUCGCGAGCGGCCUCGGCGCGCUUGACCCCCCGCGCAAGCACUACAUGCUCAACAACUCGACCGCACGCGCGAACGACGAUAUGUGGCACGCGCCGCAGGGCCUGCACGCGUUCUUCCGCGGGUACUUCCACAUCAAGAGCGCGGACUGGGCGCCGAACGACCCACACCCACUCGAGAAAAGCGCAGCGGGACUCGGCGAGCUGCCGCACUACUACGUGAUGCCCCGCGACGCGACGAUGGCGGACGUCGCGCAGGCGGGGGCGCCGUCAGUGGAGGAGGCGCAGCGGUGCGCCUGGCUACCCGACGAAGAGGUCGCGGUGUACGCGCGCGAGUAUGAGCGCACGGGCUUCCAGGGUGGCCUCAACCGGUACCGGGUCACGGUAGACUCCGGGCUGGCGGAAGAGCUUACGCAGCUCGCGGGGAAGACGAUCGACGUGCCGGCGAUGUACGUGUGCGGGAAAAAAGACUGGGGCUUGUACCAAAACCCGGGCGCGAUCGAUAGGAUGCAGGAGGAGGCGUGUACGGACAUGGAGGAGGACGAGAUGAUCAUGGUGCCGGGGGCGGGCCACUGGGUGCAGCAGGAGCAGCCGGAGGCGUUCAUCGGGCGAGUGUCGGAUUUUUUGAAGGGUACCCCGGAUGCGGUGGGUCGCCUCAUGAGCAGACCGGGUUUCUUCGAGAAAACUGAAGGUAAGUAA
Molecule: messenger RNA, 1221 nt
Organism: Trametes versicolor FP-101664 SS1
Lineage: Eukaryota; Fungi; Basidiomycota; Agaricomycetes; Polyporales; Polyporaceae
Product: alpha/beta-hydrolase
Exons: 1
Coding region: 1-1221 (406 amino acids)
Molecular function (GO): hydrolase activity
Source: RefSeq, a predicted model, not a curated record